AUGUAUGUGUUACCUUAUGGUCACUCCAGGGAAACUCGCCACUUACGUUUGCCUCUGGUCGAGCAUCCUGCCCUUCAGGCAAGCCCUUCAGGCUUGGUUGUAAUCCAGCUGGCUCUGACAGAAGCGGUUUUUAAUGCAAAAACAGCAGAGCUCUUGAGUCACCAUCAAGUUGAGAUACAGCAGAAAUUCCCUAAAGAAGGAUGGGUGGAACAAGAUCCGAAGGAAAUAUUAAAGUCUGUCCAUGAAUGUGUGGAAAGGACCUGUGAGAAACUACAACAACUGAACAUAGACAUCACUAACAUAAAAGCCAUUGGAGUCAGCAAUCAGAGAGAAACAACAGUGGUUUGGGACAAGACAACUGGAGAACCUCUUUAUAAUGCUAUUGUGUGGCUUGACCUGAGAACCCAGUCAACAGUUGAACGGCUUCUUAAAAAAAUUCCAGGAAACAACAAAGCCUAUUUUAAGUUUAGGACUGGUCUUCCACUUAGCACUUAUUUUAGUGCGGUAAAACUUCGAUGGCUUUUGGAUAAUGUGGAAGAGAUUAAGCGAGCAGUUGAUGAUGGAAGAGCUAUGUUUGGGACUAUUGAUUCAUGGCUUAUAUGGAGUUUGACAGGUGGAAAGAAUGGAGGUGUUCAUUGUACAGAUGUAACCAAUGCCAGCAGAACAAUGUUGUUCAAUAUUCAUUCCUUGGAAUGGGAUCCUGAGCUCUGCCAGUUCUUUGAUAUUCCUAUGGAAAUACUCCCAAAAGUACGAAGCUCCUCUGAGAUUUAUGGCCUGAUGAAAAUCUGUCCUAGCCUGAAAUCUGGAGCUUUGACAGGUGUACCAAUUUCCGGGUGCUUGGGUGACCAGUCUGCUGCUCUUGUUGGGCAAAUGUGUUUUCAAGAUGGGCAGGCAAAGAAUACGUAUGGAACAGGAUGUUUCCUGCUGUGCAAUACAGGUCAGAAGUCUGUCUUUUCUGAGCAUGGCCUUCUAACCACAAUAGCUUACAAACUGGGCAGAGACAAACCUGUUUGUUAUGCACUAGAGGGAUCUGUUGCAAUAGCUGGUGCUGUUGUUCGUUGGCUGAGGGACAAUCUAGGUAUCGUUAAGACUUCACAGGAAAUUGAAAAACUGGCCGCCGAAGCGGGGACAUCUUACGGCUGCUACUUUGUGCCAGCGUUUUCAGGACUGUAUGCACCAUACUGGGAACCCAGUGCAAGGGGUAUUAUCUGUGGCCUUACUCAGUUUACAAAUAAAAACCACAUCGCCUUUGCUGCGUUAGAAGCGGUCUGCUUUCAAACACGAGAGAUUUUAGAUGCCAUAAACAAGGACUGUGGGAUACCACUAAAUCAGUUACAAGUAGAUGGAGGAAUGACCAAUAACAAAGUCCUCAUGCAACUCCAAUCAGACAUUCUUUGUAUUCCAGUAGUAAAGCCAUCAAUGCCUGAAACAACAGCUCUAGGAGCUGCUAUGGCAGCAGGAGCUGCAGAAGGAGUUGGAAUUUGGAGUCUGAAUCCUGGAGACUUGACAGCAGUGACAUGUGAACGAUUUGAACCACAGAUCAACCCAGAGGAAAGUGAAUUUCGCUAUGCUAGAUGGAAGAAAGCUGUAAUGAAAUCUAUGGGCUGGGAGACAUCUGAAGCUCCUUCAAAUGGUAAACCAGAAAUUAAUGGAAGUCAAGUAUUAUUAAUUAGCCAGUUAGCCUAGGUAGUUAGCUAAGCUUGAGUUUGGUGACCUUUUCUGUUCAUACCAACUCUGGACUAUUCCAAUGAUUUAAAAUGACUACUUAAAACCACUGUGGAAACAAAGCAGGAAAACAGAUAGAUAGGUCUUCCCCUUGAAAAGAGGGCACCAGCAAUAUCUCGUAGGGCUCUAAAAACCGAGGACAUGAAAUCAAAACUAACUGCAGGUUUUGCAGAAUAGGAUUGGUUUACAAAAGAA
This is a messenger RNA of Charadrius vociferus (killdeer), 1920 nucleotides long. It is a transcript of the gene GK, whose product is annotated as glycerol kinase. The coding region runs from base 1 to 1686 and encodes 561 amino acids. NCBI's taxonomy places the organism in Eukaryota, Metazoa, Chordata, Aves, Charadriiformes, Charadriidae. The transcript is spliced from 19 exons. Gene Ontology annotation, biological process: triglyceride metabolic process; glycerol metabolic process; glycerol-3-phosphate biosynthetic process. The record is from RefSeq and is a predicted model, not a curated record. Gene Ontology annotation, molecular function: glycerol kinase activity. Gene Ontology annotation, cellular component: mitochondrion.